Molecule: messenger RNA, 816 nt
Organism: Diabrotica virgifera virgifera (western corn rootworm)
Lineage: Eukaryota; Metazoa; Arthropoda; Insecta; Coleoptera; Chrysomelidae
Product: protein ZBED8-like
Exons: 1
Coding region: 1-816 (271 amino acids)
Source: RefSeq, a predicted model, not a curated record
AUGGUAAAAGAUAAGUGUGUUUGUCUUGUUUGUCGGUCUUCCGUUGCUCUUCCCAAAUGCGGAAAUUUAGAAAGGCAUUAUAAAACUUUGCACAAAAACUAUGAAAAUGAUUUUCCGCAAAACAGUUUGUUUAGAAAACGGAAAGUGCAAGACUUGAAAAGUAGUUUGAAGACGGAACAAUCAAUGUUCACUAGGCCUGUUAAACAAUCAGUAGCUGCAACGAUUGCGUCAUUCAAAAUUUCUUAUAUACUGGCACAACAUAAAAAACCGUUUGAAGAUGGAGAGGUAGUGAAAGAAGCAUUCAUUGAAGCAGCGAGUGUAUUAUUUGAAGACUUCAAAAAUAAAACAGAUAUUAUGUCUGCUAUCAAACAAGUCCAGUUGUCACGCCCAACGGUCACCAGACGUAUCGAAAUCAUGUGCAAAGAUUUGGAAAGCCAAGUGAAAAGUGAUAUUAUGAAGUGUGUAUACUUUUCUUUGCAAUUUGACGAGUCAACCGAUAUGACUGAUACCGCCCAGUUGUGUAUUUUCAUUCGAAUGGUAUUUUCUGAUAUGCCAUGUAAAGAAGAUUUGUUAACAAUGCUGCCUCUGAAAGAGAAAACUCGCGGAGAAGAUAUAUACAACGUUUUUAUAAAUUUUGUGGAACAAUACGGGUUACCGAUUUACAAACUAGUGUGUAUUACAACAGAUGGUGCACCAUCCAUGACAGGCGUUAACAAUGGAUUUGUUGCAUUAUGUCGAGCUAACGAGGACUUUCCAUCGUUUUUUUUUCAUUUCAUUGCAUUAUUCACCAGCAAGUUUUGUGUUCCAAAAUUUUAA